This is a messenger RNA of Mesocricetus auratus (golden hamster), 1833 nucleotides long. It is a transcript of the gene Rpl7l1, whose product is annotated as ribosomal protein L7 like 1. The transcript is spliced from 7 exons. The record is from RefSeq and is a predicted model, not a curated record. NCBI's taxonomy places the organism in Eukaryota, Metazoa, Chordata, Mammalia, Rodentia, Cricetidae. The coding region runs from base 539 to 1279 and encodes 246 amino acids. Gene Ontology annotation, biological process: maturation of LSU-rRNA from tricistronic rRNA transcript (SSU-rRNA, 5.8S rRNA, LSU-rRNA). Gene Ontology annotation, cellular component: cytosolic large ribosomal subunit. Gene Ontology annotation, molecular function: RNA binding; structural constituent of ribosome.
GGCAGUCACACCGGUGCUACUGCCCACGGUCACCGCGCUACCACUGUAAAUCUCGCAGAGCCCUCUAGGGAAACCCACAUCCUCAAGGCGUGACGAGGAAGCCGAGGCACACAAAGGAUCAAGGGAUCACGGAGCCGGACACACCGUUUAUUCCCGAAAACCCCGAAUGCGAGCCCGGCGGCUUCUCUCCAGCCUCCGCGUAAACAAAACAGGCGCCGGCGCUCUGCUCGCCCAGUCCGUGCCGGAAGUGCAGGUGCAUUGUGGGAAGCGGCCCGGUUGGAGACGGCAGCCUAACUGAAAAGGGCUGGAACUUAAUGGCUGUCAUCCACUCUCGAAAGCUUGAAACGGGUGCGAAGGAAGCUGGGAGUUCAGGCCAGCAAGACCAUUUCUCGGAAGUUCACAGUCGCUCAGGCGUCGCAGGCCGCCCGGGUCCUCCAGAGUGAGCGAGAGCGGCGUCUCUAUGGUCAAGAAGAUAUAGAGCGGCCCUCUCUUGUCCGCAGGUGAGACUGCGCAUGUGCAGAAGCUGCGCACCGGAACGAUGGCGGAGGAAGGGGAAAGGAAAAAGAUCCCUUUGGUUCCAGAAAAUCUCCUGAAAAAGAGGAAGGCUUACCAGGCUCUCAAAGCCACCCAAGCAAAGCAGGCACUUUUGGCAAAGAGGGAGAGGAAAUCAAAAGAAUUCAGGUUUAAGCGACUGGAAUCAUUUGUACGUGAUUCCUGGCGGCAGCGGCGUGACGAUGUGCGGGUCCGGCGACUACAAGUGAAGCCUCGUGCAUUGGAAGUGCCUGAUAAACACUCCUUGGCCUUCGUUGUGCGCAUAGAGAGGACAGAAGGAGUGAGUUUAUUGGUACAGAAGACCAUAGCAAAACUUCGCCUGAAGAAAUUGUUCAGUGGUGUCUUUGUCCUUGUCACCCCUCAAAGUGUGAAGAUGCUGCGCACAGUGGAGCCAUAUGUGACCUGGGGAUUUCCAAAUCUGAAGUCUGUCCGGGAGCUCAUCUUGAAACGUGGCCAAGCCAAGAUUAACAAUAAGACUGUCCCUCUGACAGACAACACAGUGAUUGAGGAGCACCUGGGGAGAUUUGGUGUCAUUUGCCUGGAAGACCUCAUCCAUGAAAUUGCCUUUCCGGGGGAGCAUUUCCAGAAGAUCUCUUCGUUCCUGUGCCCUUUCCACCUCUCUGUGGCCCGUCAUGCCACCAAGAAUAGGGUGGGGUUCCGCAAGGAGAUGGGCUCUCCUGGCUACCGGGGCGAACGCAUCAAUCAGCUCAUCCGCCAGCUGAACUAGAGGGGGCCAGGAUCUCCACAGGCACAGUGCACUGGAAGAGUGCUUUCUGUUAUUUAAAAUUAUCAAGUAUCUUCAGAGAAGAUUGUUUUCUGCCUUCAGCACCUGGAAGGAAGAGGCCGGAGAGACGACAGUAGGGUGUGAGCAUUGCAAACCUCAGCACAGCCCAGUUCCAUGGAAAAGGACUUCAUUCUCUACAGUGGCUGCCCCUGCCUCCAAAACCAAUGCAGACCAUGGAGGAAAGAGUUGCCCUGCUUUGUCCUAUAUAGUAUCUUGGUGUCUAAUGUUGGAUGGGCAAGUAAUCCAAACAUCCCUCCCACCCCUUCCAGGACUAAAGCAAUGGACCUGACCCAGGGGGAUACUUGAACCUGGAAGAAAAGUGUCUUUUUUUUUUUUUUUUUUUUUUUGUGGUUUUUCGAGACAGGGUCCUGGAACUCGCUCUUGAAGACCAGGCUGGCCUCGAACUCACAGAGAUCCACCUGACUCUGCCUCCCAAGUGCUGGGAUUAAAGGCGUGCGCCACCAACGCCCGGCUUGAAAAGUGUCUUAUAUUUGUCA